AUGCUUGGAAAUAAAAAUAAUUUAACUUUUGAAGGUAAUAAUCUUAUAUAAUAAUAAAAGAGAGAUAUAAUAGCGAUUAAAAAAUAUAACAAUAUAUUGUUAUCUUCUAUUUGUUAUUAGUCUUUACAUAUUCACUUGCUAUUGUACUACUUUCUUAUUAACAAUAUGUAAAUUUUAAUUCUACCCUGCCUACAGAUUUUGAAUUAUUAAUUUAUAAUUGGGAACAAAGUCCUAUUAAAAUUCUUUAAAUUGCAGAAGAAAAUGAUUUAACAAAAGUCUCUGCUACUUUUUAAAAUUAAAAAAUUUAAACUUAUUCAAUUGAUAAUGAGAAUGUUUAAUUCACAAUUGAAAAACUUGAUUCCUUUACAUUUAUAAAUAAUUAUACACUCUAAUCUGAUUGUGAUUAUGGUUUUAGUUUAUGUGGAGGAGUUGAACUAAAUUCUAAAUAUUGUAUAAACAUAAAUUAAAUAACUUCUACUUUCUAAUGUCCUUUUAAUGAUAUCUUAACAUAAUAAAACUUUACUUAAGGUUAUUUGAAAAACUAUAGUGUCAAUCUACAGAAUUUCACUAAUUAUUUUUAUGAAAGCAAGUUGUAAAUACAAAAAGGAUCUGUAAAUAAAACUAUAAUGGUUUUAUCUUCUGUUUAAUCUAGAUAACCUGUAACUAAUUUAAGAUUUGGAUUCAAUGGAAAGAUAUGCAAAGACUCUGAUGAAUUUGAGAAAUGUUCAUAAACCUUAUUAAACUAUUAGGAAAUAUCAAAAAUAAAAGCAUUAGAUAUUCUUAAUCUUAAUUCUAUAACUGAUCCAAAGAAUAUCACAAUUAAUGAUACAAUUGGAUUAUAUGCUGAAAGAUAUAUUGAAUUUCAUAUGGAUUGCAGAUAUACUUUAAUAGAAAGAGUUUUAGAGAGUCCUAAAUAUUAUAAAAAAUUAGGAUACAUAUUGUACAUUCAAACUCUAUUCACUUUAAUGUAUUGUAUAUUUAUUGGAAUAAUCCUUAAUUUAUUUCAUUUUUUAUGCUUUCUGAUUUUACAUUUAUUUUAGUCCUACCAAUAUUAAAUUAGAAACAAAUCAAAAUAAUACGAAGAAUAAUUUACACAAUUAGAAUUGGUUCAUUUUUAUCUUUUGGUACAAUUAUUUGUCUUUUGUAUUUUUAUGAGGCUUAAUUUCAUGAUACCAUUAAUAGAAUUGUAAGAAGCCGUUGUUUAGAAGAUAAUUUUUUAUAUAUUAUGAGUGAAACUUUAGAUGACAUUGAUAAAUUUAGAGCAAAUGAAAUUACAAUCUUUUGGAUAUUCAUAGUAGCCUUAAUAUUAGAAGUUUUUGCAUGCUUUAUUGUUGUUUAUAGAGGAGCUAAUGUUAAGAAAAAGAACUUACUUUAAAAAUGUAAAAUAAAUUUUCUUAAUUUUAAGAGUAUGAACAUGAAUUAGAAAUUAAACAUGAUGAAUAAUAAUAUCAAUUUAAGGUUGAUUAGAAUUAACUAUAAAAUAGAAUUUUGCCUAGAUAAUCUUUUACACCAAAUGAUAAGCAAGUAAUUAGACAAUCUGUAAAAUCUGAAUAAUCUUCAUCAAAAAAAACCAAAAAUAACAAUCUUUUGGUAGACAUAAAUGAAUAGGAGGAAAUUUAAAAUUAGAGAGAAUCAAUUAAACCAGUUUUACAAUAAAAUUAAUUUCCACUUAACACCAUGCAAUCACCAAAUAAUUAUUAAGGAUAAAAAAUUUAAUUUAGCCCAUGA
Paramecium sonneborni is the source of this 1728-nucleotide messenger RNA. NCBI's taxonomy places the organism in Eukaryota, Ciliophora, Oligohymenophorea, Peniculida, Parameciidae. The record is from the annotation of a GenBank genome assembly.